CUUACGAGGCCGCCGAAUUAAUUACGUAUUUAGUUUUCAGUUGUUGCUGAUGUUUUAAAGAAAGAGUUGUGCGUGUUGGUUGCGGGAUCGCAGAGGCGUAUUAGAAGAGAAUUACCUUUGCACACAGAUAGCGUCGCAAAAAUGACCUCAGCACAAAAGUGGAGACUGGAAGAUGUCUUAGAGUGGUCUCCUGUACGUUUUGCAGAGGAGACAAAUGCGUGGGAAUGGAUAGAGAGAAUGUUGGAAAACGGGUUGUCAGCAAAGGAGCUCAUAACCACGAGGAGGAAGCUGUCCGAUUUGGAGACGGCAGUCGCCUUAAUGCACGUCUUCUGCACGGGCGGUUACCUGCGGCUGCUGCGGCUGGCACUGUCACUGGACCCGAGAUUGUCAUCGGCGAGUCUAGACGGGAAGGGAUCGACGCCGCUGCACUUGGCAGCCGCGAACAGGAGAGACGCUGCAGUGCGUCUGCUGCUGGACGCGGGCGCCGACUGCGAGGAGAGAGACGGCCUCGGGCGCACGCCGCUCCACGUCGCCGCCGCCAGUGGCAGUAUCCACGCCUUCCGGCUGCUGCUGGAUGCCGGGUUUGACCCAGAGGUUCGGGACUCUGAAGGAAACACGGCGGUGCACUUCGCUAGCGAAGCUGGCCACAUAGGUAUUCUGAAGGCGCUGUACGACAGGGGCGUGUCGCGCUAUCUGGUCAAGUUGCAGCUGCUCUUGUCAGCGGAGAGUUGCAACGUGGAGGGCGUGCGCCUCGCUCUGAAGCAGACUUCCAGCUGGGGCGGCGCAUGGAGUGACUUACACUGCGUGGCGAUCAAGGGCAGUGGCACGGCUGUGAGGACGGUGCUGACUGCCGGCGUCGACCCGAACGCCCGCGACGCUAACGGCGACACCCCGCUGCAUGCCGUGGCUGCCGCGGGCUGCCCGGGGUCGGCGGAGGCGCUGGUGGAGGCCGGCGCAGACGUGGACGCCGCCGACUCGAGCGGCUCGACGCCGCUGCACUAUGCGGUGCGCGUGGGCAACCUCGAGGUGGCGCGCGUGCUGCUGGCCGCGGGCGCCGACGUGGAGGCGCGCGACGCCGAGGGCGACACGCCGCUGCUGCGCGCCGCCGCCAGGGGCUGCGCCGAUGCCGUGGCCGCACUCGUCGCCGCCGGCGCCAGGACCGACGCCACUGACGCCGCCGGCAGGACCGCCGCCCAGGUGGCCAGGCUGGUCGGCUACAACGGGCUCAUCAGCGCCCUGCUGGACCGCGCUGACAACCGCGUUCCUUACGCCGUCGAUAAAGCGCCGAACGCUGCCGAUGUGAUCCUGCGUACAGAGGGACUCGUAGAUGUGUCUUAG
Messenger RNA from Schistocerca nitens (vagrant locust), 1338 nucleotides. Its product is annotated as ankyrin repeat and protein kinase domain-containing protein 1-like. Gene Ontology annotation, molecular function: protein binding. The record is from RefSeq and is a predicted model, not a curated record. The transcript has 2 exons. Bases 142 to 1338 code for a protein of 398 amino acids. Lineage: Eukaryota; Metazoa; Arthropoda; Insecta; Orthoptera; Acrididae.